UUUACUACUAAAACAGUACCAAAAAUUGUAAAGAUAAUUUUACUGUGAUAAGUUGAGACCAACUAAUGAGGAAUUUGAAGAGGAGCGCGAGACAUGUACAGCAGGGGAUUGAGUUUGUUUAAUUGUUGGGUUUACUACGUACUUUUGAAUAUGCAAUUUAUCAUUGUUCCGGUAUUGGUACAUAUCUUUAUCGGUAUAUAUGUUUGAUUUGAUAGGUAUUGAAGUGGUCAUACGUUGUUCAUAGAUGUGUACUUUUCUUGUCCCCGUUGCCGAACUAAUAACAAUGCAAAAAUCAAACAAGAAAUCAAUACCAAACUUGUAACAAUACAAUACCACUACCAAUUCAAAAUCCAAUUGCGAGCACACAAAGAUGACAAUGACAUCGUUGUCGAAUGAUAAGGCUGCUGUUGUGCGCCCUCCUUGUUCAAUCGGAAUUCCAUCCCCGCCGCUCCAAAGGCAUCUCCUCUACCGAUGUCAUUGUCGACCCCACCGCAACCUCUGGUUCUGUCUCCACACCCCGACUACUUCUGCUCCACGAACGACCCUCCGCCGCUCAGCGACGGCGUCACGUUGAUGAAGCAGAAGCCUUGCAGUUAAUGACUAACCGCCACUGCACCAGAUCUUCCCCUAAGCCCGCGAUGGAGCGAGGGUAACAAAGGGGGGGGGGGGGGGGAGAGGGAUGGAGGGCGAUAGACGGUUGUUGUCGCCAAUGAGAGAGAGAGAGAGAGAGAGGCAAACGCCGGGCGGCAGUCGUCGCCAAGAAGAGAGGCAAGGGUCAAGGAGGCAGCUGGGAGAGAGAUGUAUAUUGUUAGGGUUGAAAAGAGAGGAGGAGAUUAAAGGAAAUAACAAUGA
Linum trigynum is the source of this 852-nucleotide messenger RNA. The record is from the annotation of a GenBank genome assembly. Lineage: Eukaryota; Viridiplantae; Streptophyta; Magnoliopsida; Malpighiales; Linaceae.